AUGGCAGGAGGAGUUAUCGUUUCGUCGCAUGGAAGGGACUACCCCGGCAAACUCACUUUCAAGGUCUUAAUAACUUGCAUUGUCGCAUCCAUGGGUGGCUUGAUUUUUGGUUACGAUCUUGGAAUUUCAGGUGGAGUUACGUCCAUGGAUUCGUUCUUGGAAAAGUUUUUUCCGGCUGUUUACAGAAAGGAAGCGUCGGCGAAAGCAUCUGACGAUCAGUACUGCAAAUUUAACAAUCAGACGUUGACGCUCUUCACAUCGUCGCUGUAUCUCGCGGCUUUGAUCUCAUCGAUUUGCGCAGGAUCAAUAACCAGACGUUUUGGGAGGCGUACUACGAUGAUUUGCGGCGGAUUGCUUUUUUGCGGCGGUGCACUCAUCAAUGGCUUCGCUCAAAGGGUCUGGAUGCUCAUUGUCGGUCGCCUUCUUCUUGGUUUUGGCAUUGGAUGUGCCAAUCAGUCCGUGCCAAUCUACGUCUCUGAGAUGGCUCCAUACAGAUAUCGAGGUGCUCUGAACAUGAUGUUCCAAUUGGCAAUUACAAUCGGCAUCCUCGUCGCCAAUCUCCUGAACUAUUUCUUCUCUCAUAUCCACGGUGGUUGGGGUUGGCGGUUGAGCUUAGGGGGCGCAGUCGUGCCUGCUCUGAUCAUGAUUGUCGGCUCCUUUUGUCUCCCCGACACGCCAAACUCGUUGAUUGAACGCGGCCAUUACGAAGAAGCAAAGGAGCAACUGGUGAACAUUCGCGGCAUUCCCCAAGUGGAAGAGGAGUUUAAGGAUCUUGUCGCCGCCAGCGAAGGGUCGAAACAAGUGGAGCAUCCAUGGGUUGCCAUAUUAGAAAGGAAGUACAGGCCUCAGCUUACGAUGGCGAUCGCCAUUCCCUUCUUCCAGCAGCUCACCGGCAUGAACGUGAUCACGUUUUACGCUCCUGUUCUGUUCAAAACACUUGGUUUCGGAAACAAUGCUUCACUCAUGUCUGCCGUGAUCACCGGUACCGUUAAUACCCUGGCAACUUUAGUUUCCAUUUUUAGUGUUGAUAAGUGGGGAAGAAGAUCUCUUUUCCUUGAGGGUGGCAUUCAAAUGUUCAUCUGUCAGGUUGUUAUUACAAUUGCAAUUGCUGCAAAAUUUGGAGUGACUGGAAACCCUGGAGAUUUGCCCCAGUGGUAUGCUUUUGGGUUGGUGUUCUUUAUCUGCAUAUACGUUGCUGGAUUUGCAUGGUCGUGGGGGCCUCUAGGAUGGCUGGUACCCAGUGAGAUUUUCCCUCUAGAAAUCCGGUCAGCAGCUCAGAGCAUCAAUGUCUCAGUAAACAUGAUCUUCACCUUCGCCAUUGCACAAGUCUUCACGUCAAUGCUGUGCCAUUUGAAGUUCGGCCUCUUCAUCUUCUUUGCAUGCUGGGUGGUGAUAAUGAGCUUCUUCAUUUACAAGUUCUUGCCGGAGACGAAGGGUGUUCCAAUUGAAGAAAUGGCAGUUGUGUGGCGAAAUCACCCUUUCUGGAGCAAGUUCGUCUCUUCCGAUGGAGAGCCUGGCCCGGGAGGAGAUGUUCAGAUGGUCAAAAGAGUAGACAUUGCUUAA
Messenger RNA from Corylus avellana, 1563 nucleotides. RefSeq names its product sugar carrier protein C-like. Gene Ontology annotation, molecular function: monosaccharide transmembrane transporter activity. Lineage: Eukaryota; Viridiplantae; Streptophyta; Magnoliopsida; Fagales; Betulaceae. Gene Ontology annotation, biological process: monosaccharide transmembrane transport. Gene Ontology annotation, cellular component: membrane. The record is from RefSeq and is a predicted model, not a curated record.